Messenger RNA from Mauremys reevesii (Reeves's turtle), 2019 nucleotides. RefSeq lists its product as uncharacterized. The record is from RefSeq and is a predicted model, not a curated record. NCBI's taxonomy places the organism in Eukaryota, Metazoa, Chordata, Testudines, Geoemydidae.
AUGACGCCCUCUGGGGAGCUUUCACUGUUACAGCUGGUGAGAAGGUGUGAAAAUUGGACAGCGAACCCCAGACCCCCCUCCGUCUUCCCCCUGGUUCCCUGCGGCCCCAAGACUGGCAAUGCUCCCCUGGACACGAGCUUGGCCUGCCUCGUAACUGGCUAUUUCCCAGCACCAGUGGCCAUCAAGUGGAAUUCGGGCAAAGUGACCCAGGGGGUCACAACUUUCCCAGAGGUGAUGAUGAGCGACGGGCUCCACUCCCAGAGCAGCCUCCUGGUCAUCCCUGCCAGGUCCCGGCAGGGCGACACCUACCAGUGCGAUGUGAUGCAUCAAGGGAGCAAAGACCUGUGGAAGAAGUUCCCUCAGAAGUGGUGUGUUUCGACAACGCCACCCCAGGUUCACCUCCUGGUCCCCACCUGUGAGGAGAGCUCCACAGAGAGCCAGCUGGAGCUGGUUUGCCUCCUCCUGAGCUUCAAACCCGGCAACGCCGACGUGAAAUGGCUGGUGAAUGGGAAGGAGAGCAGCUCCCCCACCCCGUCCUUUUCCUCUGCCAUGGGCACAGACGGCUUCUACAUGGGGCAGAGCCGCAUGAACAUCACCAAGCAGAGCUGGGAGCAGGGGGACGUCUACAGCUGUCAAGUGACCCACCCAGCAGUGGGAGCAGAGCUCUCCAUGCACAACACCAGCAAGUGCUUGGCCUGCCUCAGAAGCUCACUUGACCCAACCAUCUACUUAACCAAACCCUCCUAUGAAGACGUCAUCAAAAAUUCUGGUCACGUUACCUGUCUAGUUCUGGGCUAUGACUUAGCAGCCAGCAGAAUGGCAUGGAAAGUGGAUGGGCAGGUCAGCUCUGCGGCGAAGACAGAACCCCCCAAGAAGAACAGCAACGGGACCACCAGCCUGGUCAGUUCUCACCCUGUGUCGCUGGCACAAUGGGGACAAGGCACCAAAUUUACCUGCAAAGUGACCACACCCUGUUCUGGAGAACUAACCCAGGACAUAACCAUGAGCAAUACAGGUGAGGAGCCCUGGCAUCUCCAAGGGAAAGCUGAGGAUAACGAUCGUGAGGAUGAUCUCGAAGGAGAUGACAAUGAUGUCGAUGACAAUGAAGAAGGAAAUGAAGAUGCUGAAGGAGAAAAGGAGAAAGAAUGUCAGAACGCUGAAGGAGAUGAUGAAGAGGAUGCCCCUGGGCUUUGCACCCCUGAGAGAGCGGCACUCAGUUACCACCUGGUGCCUGUUGACAUAUUUGCUCAGCCCAGCCCUCAACGCCUCCUCCUGCCCCCACCAGGUGUCAGCAACUGUAAUCGACACCCUCUGGAGGUGUCUCUCCUUCCUCCUUCCCUGGAGGACCUCUACAUAGCGCAGAACGCCACCAUCAGUUGUUUGGUGAGCGGCCUGGAGACCCCCGGCAGCCUGGAGGUCUUCUGGAACCGGGGUAGCGGGGGCCCCUUGGCCGUGGUCUCCAGGGAUCCGGUGCUGCAGGAAGAUGGCACCUACAGUGCAACCAGCAUCCUGCGGGUGUGCGUGGAGGAGUGGCAGGCGGGGGAGGAGUUCAUCUGCACCGUGAAGCACCAAGACUUCCCGUCGGCCAUUGUCAAGACCGUCCACAAGAGUCACAUGGUCUCCCUCCGCGCCCCUUCUGUCUACAUUUCCCCUCCUCACGCUGAGGAACUGGCUCUCUGGGAAUCAGCCACCAUCACCUGCCUGGCCUCUGGCUUCCGGCCCAGAGACAUCUUGGUGACAUGGACUCAGCAGGACCGGCCCAUGCCCCAGGAAGCCUACACCAACAUCGGCUCCGUGCGGGAGGAUGGGAAGGAGGAGCGCUACUUCAUCUACAGCAAGCUAAAAAAGCUCAAUGUCCUGGUGUCCAAAUGGGAGCCGGGGGACACCUACGCCUGCGUGGUGGGGCACGAGGGUCUGCCCAUGACCUUCAUCCACUGGAGCGUGGACAAAGCCUCCGGUAAACCCACCGCCGUCAAUGUCUCUGUGAUCUUGUCCGACACCGACGUCACUUGCUACUGA